Molecule: messenger RNA, 2776 nt
Organism: Electrophorus electricus (electric eel)
Lineage: Eukaryota; Metazoa; Chordata; Actinopteri; Gymnotiformes; Gymnotidae
Gene: phex
Product: phosphate regulating endopeptidase homolog, X-linked
Biological process (GO): protein processing
Cellular component (GO): plasma membrane
Molecular function (GO): metalloendopeptidase activity
Source: RefSeq, a predicted model, not a curated record
GAGAGAGAGAGAGAGAGAGAGAGAGAGAGAGAGAGAGAGAGAGAGAGAGAGAGAGAGAGAGGUAGGUAGUGUGUAAACAGCUACACGGAAUGGAGAUGGAGGUGUUGGGUGGAGGUGACUCCAAGCAGAGCCUGGCCCCUGGCAAGAUGAUGAAGGCGGCCUUGAUUGUGUCUGUGUGCCUCUGUCUCGCCCUGCUCAUCGCCGUCAUUGCUGUCUCACAGAAAACAAGCGGUGAGGAGCUCUGCCUAACAGCGGAGUGCAUCGAAGCAGCGGGCUCGAUCCUGAAGAAAAUGGACCCAGCCAUCCCUCCCUGUGAGGACUUUUACCAGUACGCAUGCGGAGGCUGGCUCCGAGACCACCCCAUUCCGGAAGAUUCCUCCAGCUACGGGAUCUACCCGUGGCUACGACGGAACGUGGACCUCAAGCUCAAAGAGCUUUUGGAGCAGGCUGAUGUGGAUACAGACUUGGAGGCCGUGCAGAAGGCCAAGGUUCUCUACCGUUCCUGCAUGAAUGAGCCUGCUCUGGAACUGCUGGACGCCAAACCCCUACAGAUGGAGCUGAGGAAGAGGGAGCUCCGCUGGCCAGUGCUCGGGGACGCACUGGGCGGGGACGCUCGGUGGGACGCGCGCAACUUUGACCUGCUUGAGACGCUGGCUCAGAUCCGCACGCAGCACAGCAAGUCCGUCCUGCUGCGCCUCUAUGUCUCAGCCGACGACAAGAACUCAAAGCAGUACAUCAUCAAGCUGGAUCAGGCGUCCUUGGUCUUGUCCAGAGAGGAUUACAUCACCAAUACCAUCGAGGCACAGAAAAAUCGAGAGGCCCUACUGAGGCUCAUGGUGGAUUUGUCUGUCAUGCUGGGAGCCAACGAACAGGAUGCAGAGUCACAGAUGAAGGCGGUGCUUGACUUUGAGAUACAACUUUCCCAGAUAGUGAUCCCUUUUGAAAAUCGCACCAGUGAAAAUAUGUAUAACAAAUACACCUUGUCCAAACUGCAGCGUGCAGUCCCAGAGUUUAACUGGCUCCGUUUCGUGAAAGCUGCAGUCGACUUUAAGCUGUAUCCAGACUUAUCCAUCUCCUUCUCAGAGCCAGUGAUAGUGCGUGCCCCUCAGUACAUGAAGGAACUCUUUAAGCUCCUCAAUGCUACCGAGAUCAGGACAGUGGCCAACUAUGCCGUGUGGAGGUCAGUGCUCUCCAGAGUCACUACCCUCAGCAGACGUUUUCUCUUCCGAUACUUGGACUUUGCUCGAAUUACUACGGGAACAACCUCUCUAAGACCCCGCUGGGACAAGUGUGUGAAUUAUGUGGAGAGCACAUUGAUGUAUGUCACUGGACGCCUCUUUGUAAACAAGCACUUUCAGGAAGACAAGAAACACAUGAUGGAGGAGCUGACUGAGGGCAUCCGCUGGGCCUUCAUCGACAUGCUGAAGAAGGAGAACGAUUGGAUGGACGCACAAACGAAGAAAAGAGCCAUAGAGAAGGCCCAUGCGGUCCUAGCUAAAGUGGGCUACCCAGAAUUCAUCUUCAACGACACCUACAUCAACGAAGAACUUAAACGGCUGUCGUUCUCGGAGAAGGAUUACUUUGGGAAUGUGAUGCAGACGCUGCGCUUCAUCGCGCAGGAGGACAUCGGCUGGCUCAGGAAGACUGUUCCUCGCACGGAGUGGUUCACCAACCCCACAACCGUCAACGCCUUCUACAGCUCCUCCACCAAUCAGAUUAGGUUCCCAGCAGGUGAACUUCAGAAGCCGUUUUUCUGGGGACUAAGUUACCCUCGAUCAUUAAGUUAUGGAGCAAUUGGUAUCAUUGUUGGGCAUGAGCUAACGCAUGGCUUUGACAAUAAUGGUCGCAAAUACGAUAAAGACGGCAAUCUUGAGCAGUGGUGGAGCAACACGUCAAUCGCUAGCUUCAAUGAGAAGACACAAUGCAUGAUCAGCCAGUACAACAGCUACCACUGGAAAGAGGCGGGACUAAAUGUCAAGGGAAAGAGGACUCUGGCAGAGAACAUAGCUGACAACGGAGGAAUGAGAGAAGCUUUUCGGGCCUACAGAAGAUGGGUGGAGAAGGAGAGGUCUGGGGUGGAGGAGCCGCUGUUACCGGGACUAGGCCUGACCAACAAUCAGCUCUUCUUCCUCAGUUAUGCUCACGUGCGCUGUAAUUCCUACAGGCCUGAGGCAGCAAGAGAUCAGAUCCUGAGUGGAGCCCACAGUCCUCCGAAGUACAGGGUUGUUGGGGCGAUGAGCAACUUCGAGGAGUUCAGGAAAGCCUUCAACUGCCCCGAGACAUCGGCCAUGAACAGGGGAACGGGCUCCUGCCGGGUGUGGUAGUGGCAAACAGACAGACAGAGGUCUGAUUUUACAAACGAGGUCCAGAUCUCACGUUCUCCCUCCCUCACCACGUCAGGCUGGAGGGGGCAUCGGGGUGGGGCGCUUCAACCGGACCAUCUCACCUUGUCUCCUCCCACUGGAACUCUGAUCAUAAACACUCCCAUAUUCAGCUCACACACCUGUGCCAUCACCACCAGCUCACUGUUCGUUUCCUGUCCACCACAGCCUGAUCGCUGGUGUUUGGACUUCACUCCAAACGCCACGGUCAGCGUUCCAGCUUUACGAGUCGCUGCUGGUGGAACUUUGCACGGAUCUGUAGUCAGCAGUGUAAACGAUGAUCGUCUGUGAGAAUAUGAACCCGCCACACACCCGAGCUCUGAGAGCACCAGCAGUCAACGCUGCUCAUUGUGAAGUAAAAGUGUUGAAAAUGGUGCUCCUUCAGCAGAAGGCCA